Mizuhopecten yessoensis (Yesso scallop) is the source of this 1537-nucleotide messenger RNA. Its product is annotated as meprin A subunit beta-like. The transcript has 9 exons. Gene Ontology annotation, biological process: proteolysis. The record is from RefSeq and is a predicted model, not a curated record. Lineage: Eukaryota; Metazoa; Mollusca; Bivalvia; Pectinida; Pectinidae. Gene Ontology annotation, cellular component: membrane. Gene Ontology annotation, molecular function: zinc ion binding; metalloendopeptidase activity. Bases 80 to 1300 code for a protein of 406 amino acids.
UAAAACGCGACAGACGAAAUGUCACAACGUGGGAAACCAAAGGUGUGUAGUUUCUGUUGAAAGUUCGGUCCCUACGGUCAUGCAUCUCACCUCUCUUGGUUUGUGUGUGUUGGUCUACACGUUUUUACAUGUGGAUGCGGCGAGUCGGCCACAGUUGCGAAAUGUUAUUAAUGACAAAAACAAGUUAUGGGAACGCGAAAUGAUGGUAUACCAGAUCAGCAGUCUUAUCGAUGACUCCCAGAAGAGCGUGAUCGAGGGGUCGAUGCGGGAGAUCGAACAUGACGUCGGUACAGAUAAUGGUAACUGUAUCACAUUCCAGAAAAAGGAAGGAGCCUUUCGUGACCGCACCGAUUACGUGUUUAUAACAUUGGCGUCCGAUGGGUGGUGCAGAACAGAUCACAUCGGAAUGGCGGGUGGUCGACAGAAACUCUAUCUCAAUAACGACUGCAUGUUUAAACGUGACAUAAUGUCCUUACUGCUGGUGACAUUGGGUUUGUACCACGAACAUCAGAGACCAGACAGAGACCAGUACAUACAGGUUCACCUUGAUAAUGUACAGGACAUUGCGAGAACAUUGUUUGGUAAGGUUCCAGCUGGGGAUACAGACCUUCUAAGCUUCCCGUACGACUUUGACUCCAUCACACAUUUCAGCCCUUACGCCUACGCUAAGGACCCACAUCAUCCCACCAUCACCACGACCAUCAGUGCCGUCCCUUUUGGAAACAAGCGCAUGCUCAGUUACCACGACGUGCUCAAAGUCCAGACUCUUUAUAUUUGUGGUAAAGACACCUCGCAUAUCAUCAACAGCCCUGCUUUGGCCGUCAACUGCGACUUCGAAAGUUUCUUGUGUAACUUGGCUGAUGAUUACCAGGACGAUUUCAAGUGGAUCAGACAAAGCUCUCCGUUAGGUCAGAACGGACCCACGGCUGACCAUUCCAGUGGAAGCGGGUUCUACUUAUUUGCCAAUGGAACUGGACAUCACAAUAGAACAGCUCGGUUGCUGUCAGCGAGGGAGAUUCCUCCAGGAGAGUAUUGCAUCUCCAUGCACUACUAUAUUGUCGGCAACGCUACAGCGACCUUGACCGUGAGGUCGUAUGACUACGUGGAUGACACGGAGAAAACGCUAUCGUCCCGAACGACAAACCAGGGAAGCAAUGUAGACGGUGGCUGGUACCAGUACAGGACCUUCAUCUCCAAAAUGGACCACAAGUGGAGAAUAUAUAUCGAAGGUUACAUCACGAACGAGGUUGGUGGGGUCGCAAUCGAUGACGUCCAGGUCUACCCCGGUGUCUGUUCCUAGAUUUCUUGCCGCUACUUCAUGUAUCAGAUUUCCGAAAAAAGUUCCUUCAAGCUGAUAUAUUAUAAAACUAAUCUAGUAAGAGUAUUGCAUUAUGAAAGAAAUCAAAAUAAUGCAGGAACAAAAUUAACAAAGCCAUAAUAACAAUGUAAUGUUUAUUGCUAAUCAAAAGGACAGGCAACUAUUUGAAUCAAGCCAUUGGCUUACUCGUAAAUGAAUAAAACUUCUUUAGAAAGUUAA